AUGGCAACUAAAGCAAUCGCUGUCAUCGCAGGAGUCGGCCCUGGAACAGGCGCUUCCAUAGCUCGCCGCUUCUCCCGGACAUAUCCUGUGGCUCUUCUGGCUCGCAAUCCAAAGAACUACGAGGGUGUCAUCGAGGACAUCACCAGCAGUGGCGGACAAGCAAUCGGCAUCAGAGCAGAUGUCUCGAAUGCCAGCGAUGUCAAACAAGCAUUUGCGGAUAUCGACAAGGCGUUUCCUGGCAGCUUGCUUGCAGCCGCCAUUUACAAUGUUGGCGGUGGAUUAACCGUGAAGCCAUUCCUUGAGCUUAGUGAAGAUGACUUCACUCAGGGCUUCAAAACUACCGGGUACCCAAUAACUCCUUCUAAUCCUUUAUCCUAUGGCAUUGUGAUCGUUCAAAGGCUGGGAGGUUUUAAUUUCUCUCAGGCUGCAAUCCCUCGACUCCUACGGGCUUCAGACUUGGAACUUCCACCUACCUUGAUAUUCACUGGAGCAACUGCAAGUCUCAAGGGAAGUGCAAAAUUUUCCUCGUUUGCCGCAGGAAAGUUCUCUUUGCGGGCCGUUGCACAGUCCGUAGCUAGAGAAUUCGGGCCUCAAGGCAUUCAUGUCUGUCAUGCCGUCGUUGAUGGAGUCAUUGACACUGAGCGGACGAGUCACAUACAGUCUGGGCUUCCCGAUGCAAAGCUGGACCCUGAGGCGGUCAGUAACUACUCCCUCCCUGGCCUCAUCCUCAUCCCUUUGAUAAUUAGUUAUGCUAAUGCUAUGGACUAG
Molecule: messenger RNA, 768 nt
Organism: Microsporum canis CBS 113480
Lineage: Eukaryota; Fungi; Ascomycota; Eurotiomycetes; Onygenales; Arthrodermataceae
Product: oxidoreductase
Exons: 4
Coding region: 1-768 (255 amino acids)
Source: RefSeq, a predicted model, not a curated record